Closterium sp. Yama58-4 is the source of this 3093-nucleotide messenger RNA. The record is from the annotation of a GenBank genome assembly. NCBI's taxonomy places the organism in Eukaryota, Viridiplantae, Streptophyta, Zygnematophyceae, Desmidiales, Closteriaceae.
AUGGCGGUGGGCGCAGUGGCGGGCGGUGCGGGAGGCGGGCGGGGCGGGAAGGAGGCGGGCGGGGAGAAGGCGGCGAGCACGGCGCGGCUGCUGCGCACCGUGCUGAGCUGGGACUUCUUCCACAUGCUCGCACUCUCCAAGGUAUUCAGCAGUGCAGAGGAGUAUGUGGACGUGUUUGAACGCCUGCUGCUGGAGGAAUGCCGCGCGCAGAUCCUCAGAGGGGCGGAGGAGCAAGGGGACAUGGAGAGUCAUCUGGUGGUGGCGGUGCGCUGUGAGAGGGCCAACGAGUUCCACAUGGUGGGGGUGGCGUCCAAAGAGGCCCUCGUGGCGGACUGCCAUGACAACGACCUGCUGCUGCUCUCCAAGGAAAAGCCAUGGGGCGGCAGCGCACUACCCAGCACAUACGCCAUCGCCAGUGUGGAGUCCCGCGAGACCAAAACGUCUCUGCGCCUGCGACUGUGCCUGGAGGACCCCUGGCAGUGGGCGGACCCAGGGGGCCCACCCAGCACCGCAGCAGCAACAGACGAGGAGCAGGCCGCAGAAACAGGGCCAGGGGGGGCGGGCACAGAAGCAGGACCGCCCCAGGGGAAGGCGCAGGGGAAGGGGAGGAGGUGGGGGGUGCGGCAGCGGGCGCGGGCAAACCGGAUGCUGUCGUUCCUCAUGGGAGCGGCAGCAACAGGGGGCAGUGCGUGUUGGGUGAGCAAGCUGUGCAACACGUCCACCAUCUCCCGCGAGUAUGCUGCCCUGCGCUCCGCCCCCUCCCUGCCCUACAUCCGCACCGUCCUCGCCUCCCACAUGCCCGGCCACGCACACGGCCAGGCCGGCACGGGAGGAGCAGGAGGAGCAGGAGCGGGAGGAGGAGGGGAGGAAGAGGAGGAGGGAGGUGCGGGCGGGGGGCAGGGGAAGCAGCAGCAGUGGCGGGUACCGGAGGGGCUGAUGGAGCAUCUGAGCGCCAGCCACAACGAGUCGCAGCUGAGAGCCAUCAAGGGCGGGCUGUCCCGCCGCCCCCUCGUGCUCAUCCAGGGGCCGCCUGGGACCGGCAAGACGCAGGCCAUUCUGGGGCUGCUCAGUGUGGUGCUGCAUGGCCGGCCGGCGCAUGAAAUGGGCGAUGCCGGCAGCAGCACAGCAGUGGUAGGGGCUGGUAAUGUGAAGCCACGACACCCCACCGUCCUCCCUGCCUUUUCCUUUUUCCCCCACCGCCCUUCACCCUGCUCCAGCAACGGCGCCCAGCACAUCACGCACAUGACACGGCUGACAUGGCAGCAGCGGCAGCAGGAGUGGGUGCGCGCGUCCCCCUGGCUACACGGGGUGAACCCGCGAGAAGCUGUGCAGCCAGACGAUGAGGAGGAGAGCGGUGCAGGGAGCUCAGGUGGCGGUGUGUUUGGCAGCACACAGCAGGUGGAGGUGUUGGGGGGCCAUCGCAAGCAGAGGGCGCACGUGCUCGUGUGUGCGCCGUCCAACGCUGCUCUCGAUGAGAUCGUGCUGCGCCUGCUGCACACAGGGCUGAGGGACGACAGUGGAGGCAUGUAUUCACCGUCGGUGGUGCGCGUGGGGCUCAAUGCUCAUCAUUCCGUCGCCUCCGUCGCCAUGGACAACCUGGUGCGUGGAGGCAUGUACUCGCCAUUGGUGGUGCGAGUGGGCCUCAACGCUCAUCACUCCAUCGCAUCUGUUGCCAUGGAUAACCUGGUGGGUGGGAUGCAUGUGAUAUGCAUGUGUGGCGGUAUGUAUGGUGGAACAUGUGACUGCAUGGUAUCUCAGCGCGCCAGCAGCAUGGCACGGUCAGCAGCGGGGGUGGGAGCCAAGACAGCAGGGGCAGGCGGGGUGGAGCGCGACAGAAUACGAGUUGCCAUUCUCGAUGAGGCUGCCAUUGUGUGUUCAACACUCGCCUUCGCAGGGUCAGGAGUCUUCUCGCGCAUGUCACGGCCAUUCGACGUGGUGGUCAUAGACGAGGCAGCUCAGGCGGUGGAGCCGUCAACGCUCAUCCCAAUGACACACGGGUGUUCGCAGGUGUUCAUGGUGGGGGACCCUCUGCAGCUGCCUGCCACUGUGCUCUCAACACGUGCCGUGCACUACGGAUGCCCUGCUCCUGCUGCCAUCCCACAACCGCCCACCCAACCACUCUCAACUCAACCGCAUCCCACCAUCUCCCCUGCUUGCCCGCCCCACCAGAUCCGGCAGUUCCCCUCGCACGAGUUCUACGGCGGGGCAUUGAGGGACGCGCCGCAGAUGGCGCAGAACACGGCGCGGCCGUGGCACGCUGAGCGCGUGUUUGGGCCGUUCUUCUUCUUCGACCUGCACCAGUCCAAGGAUGAACAGCCUCCGGGAGGCUCGUGGAUGAAUGCGGACGAGGCGGAGUUUGUGAUGGUGCUGUACCGCCACCUGGUGGCUUUAUACCCGCAACUCAAGGAGUCCUCUGAUGUCGGUGUCAUCUCCCCGUACAAGCACCAGGUGAAGCUGCUGCGAGACAAGUUCCGCGAGCUGCUGGGCGAGGGGGCUCACAGGGUGGAUGUCAACACUGUCGAUGGGUUCCAGGGCCGAGAGAAGGACGUGAUAAUCUUCUCGUGUGUGCGGGCGGGGAGGGGCAAGGGCAAGAGCAUUGGGUUUCUGUCGGACUAUCGGCGCAUGAAUGUCGGCAUCACCCGCGCCCGCUCCUCCAUGCUCGUGGUGGCGAAUGCAGCAGCGCUGAUGGUGGACGAGCAUUGGGGCAACCUGGUCAAGCAUGCACGCUCCACCAACCGAUACCUCAAGGUAUCGCGCCCCUUCCACCGCAUCUUCGCCAGUGACCACCUGGAGAAGAUGAGAGCACUGGCUCAAGCCGAGGGCGAUGGGGAGGGAGCGCCAGGAGCAGCAGCAGGAGGAGGAGGCACAGCAAUAGGGCCUGCUUUCAAAAGAGCGCCCACUUUGGAGGAUUACGGGGGGAAGCUGGACAAGGGGGAUGGGGGGGUGGGUGGGGAGGGGGAUGGGGUGGCAGAGGGGGAAGGGGAGGAGGAGGAGGGGGAGGGGGCGAUGGGGGAGGAGGAGGAGUUUGAGGUGGCGGUGGAGGCGGGGGACUUUGAUGAGGACAACAUCGAUGGCGAGGGCCCUUCUUGGUGA